GUGGUCCAGGUUCCAGGGACAUCACCGGAUAGAAAAUCCAAUAUGGCUGGCAACGCAUUUUUUAUUUUUUAUUUAUUAAUGCAAUAUAUGGACAUGUGUGUGAUGUCUGAAUUCAGUAGCUUUACUCUCAUGGUCCUAACUAUUUGGUUAAGUUUUUUGCAUUUAGCUUGUGACAGAGCUGUCAAGACAAAAUGGAAAUGGUGGCCUGACUGUGUUGGGCCGGGCUGUGAUGUGAUGUGGUGGGGUCUCUGGGUACUGGUCUAGGCAAAGAGGCAGCGGCAGGAGGAGCCAGGAGGAACCUGGAGUGGCUGUGGGUGUAGAGGUGGUGCCCGUGCCAGGCCAAGCCCGGGGCCUGGGGGCCGGAGAGUGUAUCUACGCUAUCUAGCAGCAGUACCGCUCUGCUCUGCCCUCCCUACAGACACUGGUAGGAGGCAGCCUCAGCAAUGGCAAUGGACCCAGGAACAGUCUGCUGUCCCCAUUUGCUUCAAGAUGUCCACCAUUGUUCCUGUACCCAAGAAAGCAAAGGUCUCUCGGCACCGCCACUCUCAUCAUGCCGGAACCUGUCCGUUACUCCCGGAUCCCUGACCUCCCAUUGGACAGCAGCCUACUGUUUGAGUUCCUGCUCUUCCUCUGCCUGUUGGUGGUGCUGUUCAUUCAGUACAUCAACAUCUAAAAUACUGUGUGGUUGUACCCUUACAGUCAUCCUCCAAGUCUCUGAACUUCCAUCUGAUGGACUACCACCUCACUGUGAUGCUGGCCAGGAGACUGGUGUGGACUAUAAUGUCACGGGAUUGCUGGAGACACAGCCCCGGAUAAGAACAUCCAUGAGUCUGUCAACGCCCAGAUCAAGAAGAACUUUGCCAAGAGCAAAUGGAUGCAAGCGUUUAAUGCCACAGCGGUGGUCCGUCAGAAAGCGUCUCCAGCUAGGGACCAGUCAGGAGGCUCCUAGCCAGACCACCCUACCCAGCCCCUGCAGAAGACACCUGCUGCUGGCUGAGGAGGAACACACAGAGUCUCCAGUUGAGAGGGGCUGCUUCCAGAGUGCUGACCGGCAGGGCAGAACGAGCCCCCUGGCUGUACCUACCGCCGCCAUCCAACCAGCUGCAUCUGGAGUGCGGCCAACCAGCCGAGAGAAACUCCCCAGUCUGGCCCGGAACACAGAGUUGUUGUUCCAGCGCCCCACCACCAGAUGGGGCAGGCAUGUUAAGAAUCCAGGGUGGGAAGGAGGAAAGAGGGACUCGAUGAUGCAAUUGCCAAUGGAGAUGGUCACUUGACCUAGCUUGGGGUGAGAGUGGAGGAUGAGCUGAGAGAGGAAAGAAGAAGAGGAGAGCUGAAUGAGCAGUGUCGUACAUACCCAGUGUAUUCUUGAGUGAUAUUAUUUUGGGAGUAGGACAGAGCUUGGACAGUGUUUUUACUCAUGCUUUGUAAAAAUGUAUUUCUGUAUAUGUAUUUUUUUUUUUAAAUCAUCAUUAUCCUUCCCCUUGACAACAUAUAGAGGAUUGAUCCACUGAUGUUACCUGCAUGACCAGAGGACAGGCAGACAAGACAAGAUUAGAUAAGACAGGUCCUCAUGCAUGUUGACUGGUAACAGGUGUUUUUAUAGCAUGAGGAGUCUACUGCAGAACUAUGUGUAUGUGGUACCACCCCAUUGUGGAAUCGUUUCUGUACAGCAGAUAUUGUAGCACGAGAGAUGGACUUACAUGCAGAGCCGUUCCUCGAAAAACUAAGAAUAGGUCUCAGUUAACCCACAGUUUUACUCCUUGAUGUUUAAACCACAUUCUAACCUGAAAGGGCAAUAAGAUCCUGUUGAUGAAGACUCUUUGGGGGAGAGUUUCAACCUGGCUUUGAACUGGUCAAAACUUAAUCCAUUUAAAUUAUAAAAACCAUGGAAGAGCAGGGAAUAGAUGUGUGCUAAUACAAAGCCAAAUGUGGAUAUGUUCUUAACCAUGUAGAUACAACCAACUAGCAUUCCCCUUUGGAUCACCCUUCCAUGGAUCUUUUCUUCAUUCAUAUUGGGGUUGUUUUUUCAAGCCAUUGUAUGUGUACAGAGAGAACUUGAAUGAAAGAAUGUAAAUAAUAAUCCAAUCGUCUCAUCUCACUUCAUCAUUACAUCGUCAAUCUCGCUCUCACCAUAAGGUCACUUUUAAUUGUUGAUACUUUUCAUAACCUAUUGCACAUACAAAAGUGGGAUUUUAUGUUAGUCACUCAAGACUACUCAUUUUUUAAAAUGUUUUUGCACCACCCUAUUUUUCCCAUUACUCUGUUUAAAUGUCCAUCAUCUACGAGAAACAGCUUGACCUGGCAACCUUUGGGGUCUAAUAUGUUGAGAAAAGUGGUAAUGAAAAGUCUGACAUGGAAUAUAUACCCUCACCUGUGAUCUGUGUAAGAGGCGAUAUCUAGUGAGAAAUUGUCAGUUGUAACCCAUUUGGCUGAGGCUUUCAGCCAUCUGUCGAAAUAUUACAAGUCAUAUGAGCUUAAAAAUUGUUAAUUAACAACCUUUGGGGCCUAAGAUGUUGAGAAAAGUGUCUUUGAAGAGUUUGACAUGGAAUUUCAUACUUAACCCUAACCAUAUUUCUGGUUUACAUCCCAAAAUAUAUUGUGUUCAUUGUUUUCAUAGCCUUUUUAUGUGAUGAGAAUAAGGACAGGUGUCACAUGAUGGAUUGAACAUGUUUAGAGAAUUUGACAUAGUGGUUCUCAACUGGACUUUUUUGACACAUGCUAUACAUCAUGAGAAAAAUGCAGUUUAAAGCCAUUCACCUUUGGAUAAAAGUGUUCUAUAUCAGUCUAGAAGGUUUUCAUUGUAAUCAAUUAGGGAGUUAUUCAGAUUCGCCAAUAUCCCCCUUUCUGAGAAAGGUUGGUUGAACCUCGCAAAGGUCUAUGAAGGAACACGUUUUUUUUUUUCAUGCUAUUUUGACUGUCAGGGAUUCAACAGUCUUGGCUUCAUAAAAUGUGUUUAUUUUAAUCCGUUA
Coregonus clupeaformis (lake whitefish) is the source of this 2969-nucleotide messenger RNA. RefSeq lists its product as uncharacterized. The coding region runs from base 444 to 1274 and encodes 276 amino acids. The transcript has 8 exons. NCBI's taxonomy places the organism in Eukaryota, Metazoa, Chordata, Actinopteri, Salmoniformes, Salmonidae. The record is from RefSeq and is a predicted model, not a curated record.